Messenger RNA from Sporothrix brasiliensis 5110, 417 nucleotides. Its product is annotated as ER-derived vesicles protein ERV14. The transcript is spliced from 4 exons. Gene Ontology annotation, biological process: endoplasmic reticulum to Golgi vesicle-mediated transport. Lineage: Eukaryota; Fungi; Ascomycota; Sordariomycetes; Ophiostomatales; Ophiostomataceae. The coding region runs from base 1 to 417 and encodes 138 amino acids. The record is from RefSeq and is a predicted model, not a curated record. Gene Ontology annotation, cellular component: endoplasmic reticulum membrane; COPII-coated ER to Golgi transport vesicle.
AUGUCUGGAGAGGCGUGGCUGUACCUGUUCGCCGUGUUGAUAAACGCGGUGAACCUGUUCCUGCAGGUCUUCUUUACGAUCAUGUACAGCGACCUGGAGUGCGACUACAUCAACCCCAUUGAUCUCUGCAACCGACUCAACACGUACAUCAUCCCGGAAGCGGCCGUCCACGGCUUCCUGACCUUCCUGUUCCUCAUCAACGGCUACUGGCUGCCUUUGAUCCUCAACGCCCCGCUCCUUGCUUGGAACGUUAAGAAAAUCAUUGACAACACUCACCUGCUGGACGCGACGGAGAUCUUCCGGAAACUCAACGUCCACAAGAAGGAAUCUUUCAUCAAGCUCGGUUUCCACCUCGUCAUGUUUUUCUUCUAUCUGUACAGCAUGAUCGUCGCUCUGAUCAAAGAUGAGGGCCACUAG